Molecule: messenger RNA, 1536 nt
Organism: Osmia bicornis bicornis
Lineage: Eukaryota; Metazoa; Arthropoda; Insecta; Hymenoptera; Megachilidae
Product: cell growth-regulating nucleolar protein
Biological process (GO): negative regulation of transcription by RNA polymerase II; rRNA processing
Cellular component (GO): nucleolus
Molecular function (GO): DNA binding
Source: RefSeq, a predicted model, not a curated record
CUUGUUUCAAAAAUUUCAGAUUGUUUGAAUUAAAGAUUUAAUUUGCUGAACUGAUUGUGAACGCUCACUAAGAAAGCGUUCAGUUGCACGUGCGACUAACAUGAGACCAGAAUAUAUAGGUUAAAUAAGACAAUUAGAAUUUGUAGAUUAUUCAUUAAGGUUUUGUCUAUUUGACUGUAUUCACAUUAGAUUAUUGUAAACAAAAUGGUGGUAUUCACUUGUAAUAAUGUGGUGAAUGAACGUUACAAAACCAAAGGUAGCAAGCAUUACGAAUUUCAUUGCCGUAGAACACCCUUCGUAUCAUGCGUUGAUUGUUUUAAAGAUUUUCGAGGUGAGGAAUACGUAGCACACACGAAAUGUGUAACUGAAGCUGAACGAUAUGGAGGAAAGGACUAUGUUCCAAAACCUGGAGCAAACAAAGGUGAACGAAAGCAACAAGAAUGGAUUAAUCUAGUAAAUAAUAUGUUAAAUAGCGAAACAGAUUUUACAAGCGCGGAACGAAACUUUUUAAAUGUUUUGGCAAAGUAUGAUAACAUUCCCCGAAAGAAGGCCAAAUUUUGGAACUUUGUAAAAAAUAUUAUGGGAAAUAGAACAAACGCAGCAAUAAUUGAUAGUGUAUGGGAUAAAAUGCAAACAGCUUAUCAGAAUGAUAUGCAAAAAACAACAAAACAAGAAAAUGGUAAGGUCACUGAGAAAGUAGAUGACAAGAAAGAUGAGGAUAUACACCAGGAGAAUAAUGUCAUUGAAAAUCAAAACAAUGAAAAUAUUUGCAAAGAAAAUCAAGCUAAUGGUCAACCAAAUCAGAGUAAUGGAUUACAUGAUAAUGACAAUACUGCUACUAGUAUUAAGAAGAAAAAAUCAAAGAAAAGAAAAGUAUCUGAAAUAAUGCAAGAACAAACAGAAGAGCCAGUUUCUAAGAAGAAAGCAAAUAUUCUACAGAAGAAACAGAGGGAAAGUAAAACUGGAUUACUUUCGGUACCACCAGUUAUCAGUGUAAUAAGGGAAUUGAAACUUCAAACCCUUCAACUGGAAGAUACUAUUUUAGACUAUAGUAAAAGUAAAGAAGAAAUUCCUUAAGAAAAUUACAGAAGAAGGUGACUUUCACAAUACAUGAAAUUUUGUUCAGAUGCAGUAACACAAGAAAAGGCAUCUAGCAAGUUUAAUAAAAAACUAAAGAAAGUGUCGGAAGUAGUAAUUUCUGAUGAAAAAGUAAGACUAGCAUAAUAGUAUUAGUAAAUAUAAUUACUAUUAUCAUAAAGUAAUGAUUACAUUUAAGUACAAGUUUUAAAAACUAAAUUUAUUGUUUUCUUUUUCAACGAGAUGAAUCAUAAAAAUUGUUGACAAUAUCACAGAAUUUACCUAAGAUUAAUAAUUUAUCACUAAAUAAAUAUGAAAUACAAAAUGUAAUAGUAAUAGUAAACACCUCAGCAAUUAUUAAUAUAAGGUUUUAAAAUUGAUUUACAAACAUUUUCCCUAGCAAAUUGUAUUAAGGAUAACAUUUUUUUAUAAGAUUUGUGAAUAAAUGUUUUAAAACUA